Molecule: messenger RNA, 2805 nt
Organism: Ilyonectria robusta
Lineage: Eukaryota; Fungi; Ascomycota; Sordariomycetes; Hypocreales; Nectriaceae
Product: Six-hairpin glycosidase-like protein
Exons: 1
Coding region: 37-2592 (851 amino acids)
Biological process (GO): carbohydrate metabolic process
Source: RefSeq, a predicted model, not a curated record
GCAGUAACUUGCAACUUACCCUCGGUUUCUUGCCCCAUGUCUUCCAUGAACUUUGACUCAACCUGGAUAUGGCAUCCGGACUGGGUUGAAGAUCCAUCCUCGUCGUAUGCGGGUGGCUUCGUCAACUUCAGAAAGGAGGUCGUCCUUGAUCACAUCCCCCAAAAUCCCGUUAGAAUACAGGUCUCGGCCGAUACCAGGUACAAGCUCUACAUCAACUCUCGCUUUGUCCAUGCCGGUCCGGUCAAGGGUGACCAGCAGGCCUGGUUUUUCGACGAGUUGGACAUCCAGCCACACCUGCAACCUGGCACGAACCAUGUCGCUAUUCGUGUGCUGCGCUUCUACUACGCCAGCCGGUUCGCUCCAAGUUUCCCAAGAACCCCCUUUCCCGGACUUCUCGUCAGGCACGUUCCAUCAGGCCAUGCUGAUGUGCGGACCUUUGACAUCCACACCGACGAGUCUUGGGAGACAAGCAUCGACAUAUCAGCUAGGUUGCCCAAUGACAUGAAAGAUGAUGAUUUUCUUCACGUCUUCGAGGACAUAGAUGGGCGGAGUUACCAGUAUCCCAUAUGGGUGUCCGCAGUCUCGCACAAGUUCCUGACCUCGUUUGGGCUCACCACACCAUGGAGGCUAUCACCGCGGUUGAUUCCAUAUCCGCACCUGGAACUAGCUGCCCUCAAGGCUGUCCACAACAUACGCAGUUCUGUACCUCGCUCAUCUUGGGAGAACAUACUUCUGCAGCCGCAAGAACAGAAUGCCGACACGAGUGUCUUACUUCCCGCUGGCACUGUACAUCAUAUCGAGCUCGAGGUCGAACAUCACACAACCGCCUACAUGGCCUUCCAGUUUUUGAGACCAGCAGCUGGUGGAAGCAGCUUGUCCGUCACAUACUCUGAAUGCUACGAGGACGAGCCGGUUCAACUGCCAUAUGUUCGUGCAAAAGGUGAUCGCCGUGACACCUCCAAGAGCUUAUUCGGGCCCAGAGACCGCUACGUCUUUGUUGGGCCUCUUGAACCCGGUGCAGCCAUAAAGCACUACGAAACGGAAGAACAUGAAGAGUCUUUUGCUCCAUUUCACUUCCGUACAUUUCGGUUCAUGGCCUUGGAUAUCGAAGUUGCAAGUUCUGCGGACCUUGUCCUCCAGCGGAUCGACAUCACCAAGACAAAUUACCCUCUACAAGUAACUGCAGAAUUCAAUCCGCCAGCCGAUGCUUUGUGGGCUAGAGAUCUAUGGACCGUCAGUCUUCGGACCCUUAUCAACUGCAUGCACGAUUGCUAUGAAGACUGCCCUUUUUACGAGCAACUACAAUACGCAAUGGACACGCGAAGCUCUGCACUCUUUACUUAUUAUGUCUCUGGCGAUGACCGCCUCGCUCGCCAGGCUAUCAUGCAGUUGCAUAAUUCCUUCCAGCCGGCGAUUGGUCUGACAGCCAGUCGUGCACCGGCGCAUCAUCUCCAGAUUAUCCCUCACUUUUCACUAUUUUGGGUCUGCAUGCUCGUAGACCACUACGACUAUUUCGGAGAUGCGAGCUAUAUCAGCAAGUUCCUGUCAGUGAGCCAUGCCGUCUUGGAGACAUUCAACAGCCGUAUCGACGCCGAACUUGGCCUAGUAUGUAGUGUUGAGGCCCCAGAUCAGUGGGACUUUGUCGACUGGGUCGACGCGUGGAAACCCUUCGGGAUCCCACCGGCUGCGCGAAGAACUGGCUUUCAGACGUUUACCAAUUCUCUAUAUGCCUACACUCUUAAGCGUCUGGCUGCGAUGCUGAGUGACAUUGGCCGAGAAGAUCUGGCAGGUACAUACAACACGCGAGCGGAUGCCAUCGUACGAGCUAUUCGAGAUCAUUGCUUUGAUGGUCAUUAUUUCACAGACGGCCUUGCAAAACAAGCUGAGUCGACAGACUACAGCCAGCACAACCAAGUGUGGGCAGUUCUAUGUGGAGCAGUCUCUGAUGAGAGAGGCGCGAGUCUUCUGACCCAGUCACUGGCCACUGCAGAGACGCAAACAGACCUACGCUCAGAUUCUGACCCAACAGGAACGAGGUCGAUAUUGAGCUCACAGAACCGGAUCUUCACUCCUACGUCCACUGCAAUGUCAUUCUACACCUUUCGAGCUUUAUCACAAGUCGGAAGAGGCGUUUAUGACGCGCAUUUCAGUCGCCUUUGGGACCAGUGGCGGGCUCAACUAGCGCAAAAUGUCACCACCUGGGUCGAAGACAACGUAUCUCAACGCUCCGACUGCCACGCCUGGGGCAGUCUGCCGCUCUACGAGUUUAUGGCCGAAGUCGCUGGAGUUAAGCCAGCCGCGCCAGGCUGGGCAGCCGUCUCCUUCAAGCCUCGGCUCAAGCUGUUCCGAACAUUAGACGUUAGGGUGCCAAUAGGAGGAACGCCGGGGUCCAGAGUUGCCAACGUACGAUGGACCACGGACGAAGGAAAUGCCAAAGUGAAGGUGACCCUGUCCGUAGAGUUCUUGCUCGAAGCAGGUCUGGAUAGCGAUAUAAAGUUGCCUAUCUAUGUCAACCUGCCCGAUGGACGCAGUGAGAUAAUUCACGGUCCCGGGAUGGCCGAGUUUGAUGUUGAUGUAGCAGCAGCUCGAUGAACUCGAGGAUCUCUACAGUAAUACCCCUGGUCUAUUUUGGUGUUAUCUUGAACUUCACGGGACUUGGUUGGUUGGGUGUCUUCAAGCGGAGGUCAAGGUACAGAUCAUUAAAGUAGAAAUACACAAGUUUAGACUGUGUUUAACAAUUGUGUUUAAUUGAGGAAUUAGCCAAGUUCGGAACUCUUUUGAAUGCAAUGGCUGUACUUGUUAGUG